Molecule: messenger RNA, 4707 nt
Organism: Knipowitschia caucasica
Lineage: Eukaryota; Metazoa; Chordata; Actinopteri; Gobiiformes; Gobiidae
Source: the annotation of a GenBank genome assembly
AUGAGAGUCGUUGUACUAGCCCUGGCUCUAGCCCUUGUGGCUGGCCAACACCCCAACUUGGCUCCGACAUUUGCUCCUGGAAACACCUAUGAGUACGAUUACCAGGCCAGGAUCAUGGGCGGUCUGUUAGAGCAGGACCUGGCCAGUGCUGGUCUGAAGCUGCAAAGCCGAGUCAAGAUCAGUGUUGACCAGCAGACCGAACACGGUGCUGUCCUCCUGCUUCAGCUUGAGAACCCUCAGGUGUUUGAGCACAGUGGUGUGUGGCAGAAAGACACCUUCAGCCAAACUCAGCUCCGUGCAGAUCUGGCAGCUCACCUCAGAACACCCAUCAAGUUCAAGUAUCAGGAUGGGAUUGUGAGAGAGCUCCUAGCCCCUGAAAGUGUGCCCACAAUGGUGCUCAACAUCCACAGGGGAAUCCUCAACAUCUUCCAGCUGACCAUCAAGCAAAGACAGAACGACUAUGAACUGCAGGAGGAGGGAGCCCAGGGUGUGUGCAAGACCCAUUAUGCCAUCAUUGAGAGAGCGCCUGGCAGCAUCCAUGUGGUCAAGAGCAGAGAUCUGAACCAAUGCCAGGAAAGGGUCAGACGUGACAUCGGGUUGGCAUACACUAGGACUUGCCAUCAUUGCCAGAAGGAUUCUACAAACCUGAGGGAUAUCUCUGGAUAUGAAUACAAAUUGAAGCAGGGGCCAAAUGGUCACAUCAUCGAGGAGGUGUCUGUGAGAGAAAACAUUCAGUUCUCGCCUUUCAAUGAGCUGAACGGUGCUGCCACCCUGGAAACCAAACAACAUCUGAAAUACAUUGAGACCAAACAGGCUCGUAUUGUCCCUGCCAAUUCAGAGUACCGUAAUCGUGGUUCCCUGAAGUAUGAGUUCUCCACUGAACUUAUGCAGAGUCCAAUCCGCAUCCUUAAGAUGUCAGACACGCAGGAACAGAUUGAAGGAAUCCUGAAUCACCUGGUUGCCGAUAACAGACACAACGUACACGAAGAUGCUCCUCUCAAGUUUUUGGAACUUAUCCAGCUCCUGCGUCGAGCUGAAUUAAGUAAACUGCGCACCCUGUUGAAUACCCAAGGACCAGCGAGGAAGUGGUUUGUGGAUGCCAUUCCCUACAUCGGAACAGAGGCGGCUUUGGAACUUGCCAUGGAGGAGAUUAAAAAACCCAAGCAUCAUGUUAGUGAAGCCAUGGAAGCCCUCCAGAUUUUGGUUGGUGUUCUGCACAUGCUAGAGCCAAGCAGGGAAAACGUGGAAAAGGUUAAGAGUUACAUUGAAACACAAAAAGAUGCAGCAGGAGUUGUGCGGAAGUCUCUGCUUCUCGGCUAUGGAGGUCUCUUCCACAGACACUGUGAGAGGGCUGAAUGCAAGGAGGAUCUUAUUCAGCCAAUCCAGAAACACUUGGAACAAGCCUUAGCUGCGGAAAACACAGAUGAACUGGUUCUGUCGGCAAAGGUUUUGGCUAAUGCUGCUCACCCUUGGAUCAUCAAAUCUAUCACAAAGCUCCUUCCAAUUCAUGGCACCAAAGGACGUACACUGUCCAAGAGAGUUCACAUUGAAGCCAUCUUGGCACUGAGAAGCCUUGCCAAGCUGAACCUUAAAGAGGUCCAAAUCCAUGCUAUGCAACUGUACAUGGACACAACCCUGGAGCCUGAGCUGCGUACACUUGCUGUCAUUACACUCUUUGAGACCAAACCUUCCGUAGCCACUGUGACUCGUGUUGCCAAACUUGUCAAGUCUGAUCCAAGCGAGGCAGUGUCCAGCUUCACGUAUUCUCUUAUCAAGUCUCUGUCUAAAAGCAUGGACCACUCAAUGGCUGCUGUGGCCAAUGUUGGUCUCAGAUUCAUGGGCCAAAGGAAACAGAACAUGAAGCUCAGCAAGGCUUUCCUCCUGGACUACUAUAGCCAUCCUUUGACACUUGGUGCGGCUGCAAGCAUUUAUACAAUCAACGAUGCUGCUACCAUCCUCCCCAAGACAGUUAUAGCAAAGACUACUGCCUUCUUUGCUGGAGCAGCUGCUGAUCUCAUUGAGAUUGGAGUCAGAUCUGAGGGAUUCCAGGAACACUUUUUGAAAAAAGAGGUUUCUGAUUCUACUGAACAAAGUGCCAAGAUGAAGCGCAUCCUGAAGGCGCUCCACAACUGGAAGGCUAUGCCCACCAGUCAAAUGCUGGGUUCCGUUUACGUCAAGGUUUUGGGGCAGACUGUUGCUUUUGUUGACAUCGACAAACAGGUUAUUGAACAGGCAAUUCAGAUGUCCUCUGAGUUGGGCAUGACCAGCAUGCAAACCCUCCGGAACCUGGUCCAUAACGGUGUCUCCGCACACUGGGCCAAGGCAAUGAUGCCCGCUGAGAUCAGACGCAUCAUGCCCACAGCCGCCGGUCUGCCCAUGGAGCUCGCCCUCUACACUGUUGCUGUCACGGUAGCAGAUGUUCAGGGUAAGGUUGCCAUGGUCUCAAGAGCCAAGGCCAAGAUCCAUAUGCCCAGCGAAAUCCAUGCAACUCUGGACUUUGUGGACAAAAACUUCAAGAUCAAGGCUCUUCCAAUAGCCCUUCCUGAAAAUGUUGUAGCCGCUGUUGAUAUUGAAACUGUGGCCAUUGCAAGACGUGCCAAAAAGACGACUCCUCUGAUCCCUGAAGAGAUUUCUUCUCACAGCUCAAGAAGUUCUUCUGCCAGCUCCUCCGAUUCUCAGGAUGUGCGGGAUAACAGACCAGUUCAGGACAGAACAGCUUCCAACUCCAGAACACGCAGAAAUGACAAGAAAUACUGCCUCAGUUCCGCUGGAGUAAAAUCCUGCCUGAGAAUCGCUUCUCACAACGCCAAGUUCCUUCAGAACUCUGCUCUGUACAAACUGGCUGGGAACCACCUUGUUCGUCUUUCUCUUCAACAAUCUGAAACAGAAGUGGUUGAGAAGUACGAAGUGGAACUCCAAAUUGGAGCCAAGGGUGAUGGGAAACUCCAGAAGCCCAUUAACUUGAACAUGGAGGAGAUCCCAGAGGGCACGCCUAUUCUCUCUAAGCUCAAGAGAAUCCUGACUCCUGGUCUGAAAAGCAACAGGACAUCUAGCUCCUCCAGCAGCUCCAGCUCAGUGAGUCACAGUGGACGUCGCUCUUCCUCCUCUUCAUCUCACUCUGGGAUGGGCAGAAAGAUUAUCAACGCUGUGGGCAGAAUCAUGGGAACAAAGCACCGCAGCAGCAGCAGUAGCAGCAGCAGCAGCAGCAGCAGCAGCAGCAGCAGCAAAGGCCAUAACCAGAAAAACAAGUCCACUGUAUCCAGCUUGGCCUCCAUGUUCAGCUACAGCUCCAGCUCAGGUUCUCAAGGAUCUCAGAAAAAGUUCCUUGGCGAUUUCGGUCACACUUCUUUUGUGUUGAUCCUCCGCGCCACUACAAAUAACAAGAACAAGAGUCCAAUGGGCUAUCAAAUUGCAGCCUAUGAGGACCAGAGUGAGAGCAGAGUACAGAUGGUCAUCACCACCCUGGAUCGUCAUAGCAACUGGAGGCUGUCCGCUGAUGCCGCAGCACUGAGCCAGAACAAAGUUGCUGCUAAGAUUUCUUGGGGAGAACCAAGCAAGAUAUAUGAUGCCCUGAUCACAGCUGAGUCUGGCCUGGUUGAGCAGAAGAUGGCAGCACGUGUGAGAUUGGCUUGGAAGAGACUGCCCACUGCUGUUGUCAGAAACGUCCAAAGGAUUUUCAAGAUCUACAGCUGCAGAGUUUCUUCCUACCUGUCCAACUUCAAAAAGCAAAGGAGAUCAGAAAACACAAAGCAGAUCUCUUUCACUGUGGUUGCUGAGUCUAAGAAACAGCUCAACAUCAUUCUAAAAUCAGUGAAAUCUGUGUACAGCCACACUGUGACUCUUCCCAUGUCUCUGCCACUCGAAAACAUCAGAGAAAUGGCGCCAUAUGAAAAUGUGAAAGAUAAUAUUCACUAUCUCCUGGCAAAGUCCACUGGAGCUCAGUGCAAAGUUGAAAGUGGCCGGAUUCAGUCUUUCAACGGCAAAUCAUACAGUCCCCACAUCUUAACCUGCUACCAGCUGCUGGCCCAGGAGUGCACAGAUGAUCUCAAGUUUGUUGUUCUUAUGAAGAAGGAUAACGGCAUCACGAUCAGUGUGAUGAUUGACUCAAAGGAUUAUGUCAUGUCCAUUAAAGAAGGUGUUCCAGUUGUUACCCUCAAUGGUGUAAAAAUCCAGAACCUGCCAUACGAGCAAGCUAACAUAAGGAUUAAGCAGGUGGGCAGUAAACUGCAUUUCCUCGCUCCCGAUUUUGGCAUCACUGAGCUCACCUUCGGCCAAGAUCAGAUCGAGAUUGACAUCCCUGAUCAUUUGAGGAACAAAGUUUGCGGCCUCUGUGGACAAGCCAAUGGAGAUCAGAAAAGCGACCACCGCAUGCCCUCUGGUCGUAGGUCCGAAGACUCCAUCAGCUUUGCCCAUUCCUGGACUCUGCCUUCCCAGAGCUGCAGUGAUGAGUCUGGUUGCCGUUUGGCACAAGAGAAGGUUGAAUUGAGUAGAGACAUUAACAUCCACGGUGUGCGGUCCAAAUGCUUGUCCGUUGAACCCGUGUUGCGCUGUAGACAAGGCUGCUCUGCCACAAGGACCGCCCAGAGCAAAGUGGGUUUCAGCUGCAGGCCCUACGGUGAAAACUCCAACGUUCGCGAGGACAUCAUCGACAUAACCGAGAUGGUGGAGACUCAUCUUGACUGCACUUGCACGCCUCGUUGUGCUUAG